UCCGAAUCUAUAGUAUAUAUUACAAUUUUAAGAAAGCAGACUAGUUUUUGACAAUAGUCGAAGAAAUAUAAUUUUCACAAAAAGAUAUAUUGAAAGAAAUGGCUUACGUAGUGGAUAAUCUCGUUCAACCAAAUAUGAAUGCGACAUCCGAUAAUCUGGUUCCAGAUUGGCUUCGUUCUGAACAAAGUACUGGUACUUCUAUUAUGGCUGUAGAAUUCGAUGGAGGUGUUGUGAUAGGUGCAGAUUCACGAGCUACCACAGGAGCAUAUAUAAGCAAUCGUUUUGCCGAUAAAUUGACAAGAGUCACAGAUUAUAUUUAUUGUUGUCGUUCUGGUUCUGCUGCAGAUACUCAAGCUAUUGCAGAUAUCGUUGAGUAUCAUUUAGGUUUGCAUAGGAUGGAACUUGGAACACAACCAUUGGUAGAAACAGCUGCCAAUGUAUUUCGUGAAAUGUGCUAUAAUUAUAGAGAUUCCUUGAUGGCAGGAAUUUUAGUAGCUGGAUGGGAUAAUCAAAAAGGAGGUCAAGUUUAUAGCAUUCCUUUAGGAGGCAUGUGCAUUCGACAGCCCAUUGCUAUCGGUGGUUCAGGUUCUUCAUACGUUUAUGGCUACGUAGAUGCACAUUAUAAACCCAAUAUGACAAAGGACGAAUGUGUUACCUUGGUACAAAAUACAUUGGCACUGGCUAUGUCUCGUGAUGGUAGCAGUGGUGGUGUUAUACGUCUUGGUGUAAUCACGGAUAAAGGAAUCGAAAGAAAAGUGAUUAUGGGUGAUAAACUACCUCGCUUCUAUGAAGGCUAAACAUAUUUCCAUAAUAACGAAAUUUAAGAUAUACAUAUUUAUCUGAAAUAAUACAUUAUUCAAAGAUAUUGAAUUUUUGGUAAAUAAAUAUGAAUUUAAGAAUA
This is a messenger RNA of Vespa crabro (European hornet), 901 nucleotides long. It is a transcript of the gene Prosbeta1, whose product is annotated as proteasome subunit beta type-6. The transcript is spliced from 5 exons. Gene Ontology annotation, cellular component: proteasome core complex. NCBI's taxonomy places the organism in Eukaryota, Metazoa, Arthropoda, Insecta, Hymenoptera, Vespidae. Gene Ontology annotation, molecular function: threonine-type endopeptidase activity. The record is from RefSeq and is a predicted model, not a curated record. Bases 99 to 797 code for a protein of 232 amino acids.